This is a messenger RNA of Hydatigera taeniaeformis, 828 nucleotides long. NCBI's taxonomy places the organism in Eukaryota, Metazoa, Platyhelminthes, Cestoda, Cyclophyllidea, Taeniidae. The record is from the annotation of a GenBank genome assembly.
AUGGAUGACAGUCUUGUUCAACGUAGACUCUGUGCCAUCGUCAAAUACGACAUAUUGCAAGAAAUACUACUGAAUCUUGAAUACGAAAAUGCUUAUGGAGGGUUGAGUCCCAACGAAGAGGAGUUGUUGAAUAUAUAUCGUGAGGCGUGGACUGCCUGCCACAUGGGAAGAUCCUCUUUCCAAGCUAAAAGACUGUGCAAUCCUGAAAUACGGGAUCUAUUUUGGAGUAGGUUCGAGGAGAAGCUCGAUGAGAAACUGGAUGCUAUUGAUGAAGAUAUACUUCAUUUUGAAGAUCCCGAGUCCACUCGUCGAAAUAACAAAUAUCAGUGGAGCAAGCUUUGUCGGCAGGUCACACAGCUAACAGAGCUUGCUUCUGAGGCGGUAUCCGCACAGCAGGAUUUAUUUACUCGGAGGGCUACCAUUCAGAAGGACCUAACGCUUGCCCUUGGGAGGGUUUUGGGAUGUGAGGUAAAGGCUCUGGUAACUCGAGUGGCCAAUUUGGAGGACAAAAUAAACGCUCGUCUUUUGCAACCUUCACAAAGAUCCACCGACCUUCAACGUGCGUAUGAGCGCUUGACACGAGAGAAGGUUGAAUUGGAGGAGCGGGUUUCCAAACUUACUGAUCUCUUGAAUACCUACAAUGCGCACAAGGAGCGUUUCCUCGAGCUGGCUUGUCGUCAAGUUGACGCUCAGUGCCAAAUGGACUUUAUUAAGCAACUUAAGGAAGCUGUUUCAUCUGCUAGUGGGCAACAAUCAUCUAUUGAAGGACACUCGGUUGAUGGGAACGUUGAAAAACCGGAGCAGAGAUUUUUUUACACAAACCUUUGA